AGCCAGUCCCCGUGCUGGGAGCCAACGUCCCCAGAGGGAAAAGACCUCAUGUCCUGUUUCCCUACAUUAACCCCCACUUUUGCAUUUCUCUGCCCCCCACCCCAGCACUCUCCCAAGCCCCAUGGCUGAUCAGACCCCCCCAGAGAGCGACCGGCGUCCCGUCGACUUCACGGAAGAGUAUGACAUCAUCACCGAUGAAGACAUCGCGGAGAUCAGAGACGCCCUGGAAGGGGGCCGGCUGGACGAAGCCGCUUCGAAGAUCGUGGAGAGCCUGGAGGACUUGGAGAAGGCCCAGCUGCACAUUGCCGUGACGGGGGAGUCUGGCUCCGGCAAAUCCUCCUUCGUCAACGCCAUCCGCGGCCUGCGAGACGAUGACGAGGGAGCGGCCGCCACGGGGGUGGUGGAGACCACCACGGAGCCGACACCGUAUCCCCACCCCAAGCACCCCAACGUGACGCUGUGGGACCUACCGGGCAUUGGCACUCCAGACUUCCAGUCCCAUACCUACCUGGAGCGGGUGGGCUUCCCUCGCUUUGAUUUCUUUAUCCUCAUCGCCUCCGAGCGCUUCCGAGCCAGCCAUGUCCAGCUGGCCCAGGAGAUCCAGAAAAUGGGCAAGCGCUUCUACUUUGUGCGCUCCAAGGUGGACGCCGACCUGUACGCAGCCAGAAAAAGGCGGCCGGUGAGCUACAGCGAGCACGGGGUCCUGACACAGAUCCGGGAUGACUGCUGCCGGCGGCUGCUGGCCGAAGGGGUGCCUUCCCCGACUGUCUUCCUCCUCUCCAGCUGGGAGCUGGGCAGCUACGACUUCCUGGCGCUGGAGGAGACCUUGGAGAAGGAGCUGCCUGCUCACAAGAGACGCGCGUUCCUCCUGGCUUUGCCCAACCUUUCGCUGAGCAUCCUGCAGAAGAAGAAGGAAGCCAUGCAGAGGCAGAUCUGGAAACUGGCCAUCAUCUCCUGCGGCGUGGCUGCUGUCCCCAUCCCGGGGCUCUCGGUGACCUGCGACGUGACCAUCCUGGUCAAAACUCUCUCCGAGUACCGCCAGACCUUCGGCUUGGACGACGAGUCGCUCUGCAAGCUGGCCGAGAAGGUGGGCAAACCCGUGGAGGACAUCAAGGAGGCCAUUAGGUCACCUCUGGCCAGGGAGAUCUCCAGGGAUCUGGUGCUGAAGUUGCUGACCAAAGCCGGAGGGGGAGCGCUGAUGUUCAUAGAGUAUCUGGCCAGCACGGUGCCACUGUUUGGGUCCAUGGCGGCCGGGGGGAUCUCCUUCGGAACCACCUAUUACAUGCUCCGCAGCUUCCUCGAGGAAGUCGCCAGGGACGCCCACAAUGUCCUCAUCAAGGCCUUUGAGACGGAUGUUUGAAGAGGGACCAGGGAGCCCCGGUCCACCGGCCAUGGCAGAAAUCCCCACACAGGAGAGAUUUCGAAGCCGGAUCCUCAGCGAGAGUAAAUCGGUGUUGGGCUGAUGGACGCUGGCUGGGGAGUCAGCAGGUAUCAGAGCAGCAUGUG
This is a messenger RNA of Chelonoidis abingdonii (Abingdon island giant tortoise), 1506 nucleotides long. Lineage: Eukaryota; Metazoa; Chordata; Testudines; Testudinidae. The record is from RefSeq and is a predicted model, not a curated record.